Necator americanus (New World hookworm) is the source of this 933-nucleotide messenger RNA. RefSeq lists its product as uncharacterized. The record is from RefSeq and is a predicted model, not a curated record. Lineage: Eukaryota; Metazoa; Nematoda; Chromadorea; Rhabditida; Ancylostomatidae. Bases 1 to 933 code for a protein of 310 amino acids. The transcript has 8 exons.
AUGGCUUGUGUAGCUGUUCAUUCGCAUUUACUCUAUGGAUUACUUAUUAUUUACAUGAUGAUAGUCCUAUGUCUUCUUUCAUCGCAAUUGUAUGAUGUGAGACCGAAGAAGGCGCCAAUUAGUAAUGGUACUGAAAAAGCAGCUGUAGAUAUAGAAAGUUUCAAGGUGCUCAUGUCCAUAAUUGUCCACGCUAUUUGCGUAGUAUGUUUAGCCGUUUGUCUGAUAGCCAGCAAUGUUGUAUCGUGCACCAGGUUUUUGCCUCCUGUAGUGGUUACCACGAUCCUGGUAUUCACACUAAUUUUCAACAUGGCAGGAUGUGCAUGCCUAUGGCUUCACAAUGCGCCAAAUUUUCCAGGUGGUUAUUCGCGGGCCAUUAGAGCUGCUGCUCUAAUGUCUACGGUUGGUAUUGUGUAUACGUUGGGUGUUGUGGUGUUCUUCUGCGUACUUCCUGGAACACCAAAGGAGACGGUACAGUCGAAAUCGGCAGAAGCAAUGCCUCAUAAGGAAGAAAAGGAUAAAAUAAAGGACAAAAAAGACAAGAAGGCGCCCAAUAGGGAUGCUGCAAAUAAAAAGAAAGCAAGCAAAGAAGGUGGAACAAAAGCUUCACAAUCCAAACCUGCGCUGUCAGGAUCCAAGGAAAACCUUCCCAGUCAAGCAAAAGAAAAUGUUGCGGCACCGCCGCCUCAACCAGCUCAAGAAGGAUCACAGGAUGCAAACAAGCAGCAACAAGCAUCUCCAGAAGCAAAGGAAGAAAAACAAAGCGCAGACGUCCAAAAUCCAUCUGCUGAGCCAGAAGGAGGGGAAGCAGCAGAUAAAAUGAAGGGGGGAGUUGAUUCGAAAGAAAAAGAUAGUUCUGCGAUGGGGAAAGCUGAUGAGGGAAAGGAUACAAAAGCAGCGGCAGAGGCAAAAGAUCAACCUGCAGCUCCGAACUGA